Molecule: messenger RNA, 2887 nt
Organism: Benincasa hispida (wax gourd)
Lineage: Eukaryota; Viridiplantae; Streptophyta; Magnoliopsida; Cucurbitales; Cucurbitaceae
Product: glutamate--tRNA ligase, cytoplasmic-like
Biological process (GO): translation; glutamyl-tRNA aminoacylation
Cellular component (GO): methionyl glutamyl tRNA synthetase complex; cytosol; cytoplasm
Molecular function (GO): ATP binding; glutamate-tRNA ligase activity
Source: RefSeq, a predicted model, not a curated record
AGUUUUGCUUUUUGGAUUAUUUUAUGAAAUUUUCCCUAGGAAGCCGCACUAUCUUCCUCACCACUCGCCAUCUUCUUUACCAAAACAAGCUUACUCCCCUCGUUGCUCAAACCGCCGCCGUCGAGUCCGUCCACCGCAGGUCACCAGUAAACAACUUCCUCUCCCCCUCGCUCUACCAAUCUGCCUGCCCUACAAUUCUGCCCUCCAGUCGCCAUCUGACGUUGAUCGGCGUCAUCUCUGGAUGCUGGCUAUUGCUGUUGAGACCUGUCCCCAACAGCCACCCGACGUCGGCUGUCGCAGGUCCGCCCUCGCCUUCGCCAAAAAACAGCCGGAUAGCAAGGUUAGACGCAACCUUGGCAUCGAGAUUAGAGGUUGUAACAGAGUUUAGCUCGUUGUCCAGCAAGGUUAAGGACAUUUAAGUGAAUAUUUGUCUGGUUUUGAUUGGUUGUUGGGUUGAGAAUCAUGGAUAUUAAGGUUUUGUCAUUUCCGGGUGAUACCGCUCCAUUCUCCGUCAUUGUGGCUGCCAAGCUUUCUGGUAUCACUUUUUCUGAAGAUUCCUCUCUUGCUUCUGGCUCCGCUCCCACAUUUCUCUUCACUAACGGGUCGAAGUUGCAUGGAACGUUUGUACUUCUACGUUAUAUUGGUCGAGUCAGCAACAUUCCUAAUUUCUAUGGACAGAAUGCAUAUGAGUCCAGUCAGAUUGAUGAAUGGCUAGAAUAUGCUCCUAUCCUUUCGUCCGGUUCUGCAUUUGAGAGCGCAUGCAGUUAUGUUGACAAGUACUUGGAAAGACGCACAUUUCUCGUUAGCCAUUCUUUGUCACUUGCAGAUGUAGCUAUUUGGUCUGGUUUAGCAGGAACUGGGCAACGGUGGGAAAGCUUGAGAAAGUCAACGAAGUACCUAAAUCUUCAACGAUGGUUUAAUUCACUCAUAGUUGAAUAUCGUGAUAACUUGGAUGAUGUCUUAACUACAUAUGUUGGCAAACGAGGCGGAAAGGCCUCAGGAGCUAAAUUGAAGGAUCCACAGGGUCUGAUUCAAAAGCCAAAUGGUGUCAACCAAGACGCAUCUGAUAAGGGGAAAGUGGGAAGCAAAUCUACCUUUGAAGUUGAUCUUCCAAAUGUAGAGAUUGGGAAGGUGCGUUUGCGUUUUGCACCUGAGCCUAGUGGAUAUCUUCACAUUGGGCACUCAAAAGCAGCAUUGUUGAAUCAGUAUUUUGCCCAGAGGUACGAUGGUGAAGUAAUCAUCAGGUUUGAUGAUACAAAUCCUGCUAAAGAAAGCAAUGAGUUUGUUGAAAAUCUUUUGAAAGACAUCGAGACGUUGGGUAUAAAGUACGAAACUGUCACAUAUACUUCAGAUUACUUCCCUCAAUUAAUGGAAAUGGCUGAAAACUUAAUUCGUCAGGGUAAAGCAUAUAUUGAUGAUACUCCACGUGAGCAGAUGCAAAAAGAACGAAUGGAAGGCAUUGAAUCAAAAAAUAGAAGUAAUAGUCCUGAAGAGAAUCUAAGAUUAUGGAAGGAGAUGGUAUUAGGAACUGAGCAGGGUUUACUUUGUUGUCUUCGUGGAAAACUUGAUAUGCAAGACCCUAAUAAAUCUCUUCGAGAUCCAGUGUAUUACCGUUGUAAUCCAAUUCCCCACCAUCGGAUUGGUUCCAAGUAUAAGAUAUACCCAACUUAUGAUUUUGCCUGUCCGUUUGUUGAUUCUAUUGAAGGCAUUACCCAUGCACUUCGGUCUAGCGAAUACCAUGACCGUAAUGCCCAGUACUACCGAAUCCAGAAAGAUAUGGGUCUAAGAAAGGUUCAUAUAUAUGAAUUUAGCCGGUUGAACAUGGUGUAUACUCUUCUCAGCAAGCGUAAGCUUUUGUGGUUUGUUCAAAAUGGGAAGGUUGAUGGGUGGGAUGAUCCUCGUUUUCCAACAGUUCAGGGGAUUGUUCGAAGAGGUUUAAAAGUUGAAGCUUUAAUUCAAUUUAUCCUUGAACAGGGCGCAUCAAAAAAUCUCAACCUCAUGGAAUGGGAUAAACUAUGGACCAUUAAUAAAAAGAUCAUUGAUCCUGUGUGUCCAAGACAUACUGCUGUAAUAGAAGAACGACGUGUGUUAUUGACCCUUGAUAAUGGUCCAGACGUACCAUUUGUCCGUGUAAUACCAAAGCAUAAAAAAUAUGAAGGUGCUGGUGAAAAAUCUACCACUUUCACAAAGAAGAUAUGGAUUGAUCAAGUGGAUGCACAAUGUAUCAAGAUGGAUGAAGAAAUCACCUUAAUGGACUGGGGCAACGCAAUAGUGAAAGGCAUCGAGAAGGAUCAAGAUGGAUUUGUCACACAGUUGUCAGGAAUUUUGCAUCUCGAAGGUUCUGUGAAGACCACAAAGUUGAAGGUCACUUGGCUACCUGAUAUAAACGAACUAGUCACUCUCUCACUUAUGGAGUUUGAUUAUUUAAUCGCAAAAAAGAAGCUAGAAGAAGGAGAGGAUUUUCUUGAUGUAUUAAAUCCAUGCACAAAAAAGGAGACUAUUGCUGUUGGGGAUUCAAACAUGCGGAAUAUAAAGCGCGGAGACAUAUUGCAGUUAGAGAGAAAGGGGUAUUUCCGAUGCGAUGUCCCAUAUGUUAGGCCAUCGAAACCGAUCGUCCUAUUUGCAAUCCCAGAUGGCAGGCAACAAUCUUCUUUGAAGUAAAAUCUCUUUGGCAAUUGAUUAUGAGGAUGGAUGUUCUUGCUCGAUUGAUAUGCAUAUCUUCUUUUUCAUUUUUUUUUGAAAGAUGUGUUCCUAUAUCCUUGUGAUAUCAUAUAAUUUUACUGAAUCAUUUGUUUUAGUUUGUGGUGAGUACGUUAUCCGGCGCUGAAGGAAGAUCAAAUCUAAAACAAAAUAGCAUGGCUACCUGUGGUCUCAUGAUGGCCUUCUU